Molecule: messenger RNA, 1413 nt
Organism: Aureobasidium pullulans EXF-150
Lineage: Eukaryota; Fungi; Ascomycota; Dothideomycetes; Dothideales; Saccotheciaceae
Product: actin-like ATPase domain-containing protein
Exons: 1
Biological process (GO): microtubule-based movement
Source: RefSeq, a predicted model, not a curated record
AAUCGCUCUCGAUCUGGCCUGGCUCCCCCUGGUGCUGCUACCCCGGCUUCACCGCACACUCCGCUGUUGACACGCUCCCUCUCCUCUCAACUCGGCUCGCCUGGCGCUUCAUACCGCGCAGAGGAAGAUAGUCUGGUUUAUGAGAUUGGCUCAAGAUCUUUUCGCGCGGGCUUCGCUGGCGACUCCGCUCCGAGAUGCAUCAUACCCUUCGCUCCUGACCAGAACAAGCGUCUGAACGACUUCACCACAUCCUCCACUCCUCUACGAUCCGAGAACGACUGGGCAAAAGACUGGGAGUUAUGGGACUUGGACGUCCGGAACAUGAACCUUGGUCUGAUCGAGGACAAAAUAGAACGCGCCGUACGGAGUGCCCACACCAACUACCUGCUGCUGGACCAACGACCUCGCAAAGUCUUCCUCGUCCUUCCCUCAACUUUGCCACAUCCUCUUGUCUCGAUCACUUUGAAUGUCGUCUUCAAUGCUUUCCAACCUGGGAGUAUCCAGUUAUGGGGAACCCCUGUCCUCUGUGCCGUCUCUGCCGGUCUACGCUCCGCCUUGGUCAUCGAUAUUGGCUGGCAUGAGACUACCGUCACUGCCUUAUAUGAGUACCGAGAAGUCCUCCACAGAAGGUCAACACGAGCUGCGAAGCUACUCACACAAAACAUGGCCGAUACUUUGCGCAAGCAUGCUCCUGGCUCCAAUGGAGUUUCCUUCAAAACGGCCGAGGAUAUAACCAUGCGUAUGGCGUGGUGUCGCAAUCCAAAUGCUGAGCAGCCUACUGAGGAAGUCGCUAUCCCGAUCGGAAACUCAUCAGCACAAAUUUCCUUCAGCGAUCUCGCCGAGCCAGUUGAGGAGGCUUUCUUCUCAACACCGGUCCCGCUCGAGCAGAUUGAUGACCACGAUCUUCCUCUACAUUUACUAACCUAUAGAUGUCUCCUAUCACUCCCUCUUGACGUACGCGCAAUCUGCGUUUCUCGCAUUCUGAUCACUGGUGGCGCAAGCGACAUACCGGGCUUGAAGCCUCGUCUACUACGCGAGAUUGAAAAUAUAGUCAACACGAAAGGCUGGGAUCCAGUCAUGAACUACGGUUCUGCCACAGCAAAGAGACAACGUGCAGCACGGCAACAAGACAUAAUUCUACCCACCAGGACUAAACCACCAGACGCCAUCGCUCGGGACAAGCCAAUUGACUCUCAAUCGGAUGAGCAAAUCCCAGCUCGUGAAACACCUCAAGAACGUGACGAGGUUGCUGAGAAACUACAGCGCGAGGUGCAGAAGCGUGGAACCACAAUACAGGGUGCAGUACGCGGAGUAGAGACGUUGGGUGCUUGGGCUGGAGCUUCGCUGGUCGCCAGUCUCAAAGUCGACGCUGCAUUCGAGAUCAAAAGGGAUGACUUUCUCAAAAACGGUCUU